This is a messenger RNA of Camellia sinensis, 1176 nucleotides long. The record is from RefSeq and is a predicted model, not a curated record. Lineage: Eukaryota; Viridiplantae; Streptophyta; Magnoliopsida; Ericales; Theaceae.
CUCAUUCCACAACCCAUUGAAUUGUUGAGGCAACUAUAGUAGAUAUGGAGUUCUUCUUCCUCUCUCUCCUCUGCCUCUUUCUUCUCUUUGUCUUACUCUUCUACAAAUCCAACUUCAAAAACCUCACCCUCCCGCCUGGCUCCACUGGGUGGCCGUUGAUCGGCGAGACCCUCGAGUUCCUGGCCACCGGCUGGAGAGGUCACCCGGAAAAAUUCGUAUUCGACCGCAUAUCCAACUACUCAUCCUACGUCUUCAAGAUAAAUCUUCUAGGCUCCACAACAGUAGUGUUCGCCGGUGCAGCUGGAACACCGUUCCGGAGAGCUAUCAAGGCCUCGGAGUUUAUUAGGAAGGAGCUUUUGGCGAUUAUUAAGCAGAGAAAGGUUGAUUUGGGAGAUGGAAAGGCUUCGCGGACACAAGAUAUAUUGUCACAUAUGCUUGUGACGAGUGAUGAAAAUGGAAAUUUCAUGAAAGAGGCUGAGAUUGCUGAUAAAAUCUUGAGUUUGUUGAUUGGUGGCCACGACACUGCUAGCUCCGUCUGCGCUUCCGUUGUCAUGUUUCUUGCGGAGCUUCCUCAUGUUUAUCAACGAGUGUACGAGGAGCAAAUGGAAAUUGCGAAAUCAAAAGCUCCAGGGGAAUUGUUGAACUGGGAUGAUAUUAAGAAGAUGAAGUAUUCAUGGAAUGUAGCGUGUGAAGUGAUGAGACUUGCACCACCCCUCCAAGGAACUUUUAGAGAAGCAAUGACAGAUUUCAUGUACAAUGGUUUCUCAAUUCCAAAAGGCUGUAAGUUAUAUUGGAGUGCGAACUCGACACAUAAAAAUUCAGAAUUCUUCAUCGAGCCACACAAGUUUGACCCAUCAACGUUUGAGGGAUCUGGACCCGUACCUUACACAUAUGUGCCUUUUGGAGGAGGACCAAGAAUGUGCCCAGGAAAAGAGUAUGCUAGAUUGGAAAUACUAGUGUUCAUGCAUAAUCUGGUAAAGAGGUUCAAGUGGGAGAAAGUAAUUCCCAACGAGAAGAUUGUUUUCGAUCCCAUGCCUAAUCCUCAAAAAGGCCUUCCGAUUCGCCUUUUCCCUCACAAAGCUUAAAUUGGCUAUAGAUUGUUAAUGAAUAAUGCUAUAUGUAUCAAUUAGUGUACUAACUAGUGUACCAAUUGAUGAUGUGAUAUAUUUUAAAAUA